Kazachstania africana CBS 2517 is the source of this 840-nucleotide messenger RNA. RefSeq lists its product as uncharacterized. The record is from RefSeq and is a predicted model, not a curated record. The transcript has a single exon. Bases 1 to 840 code for a protein of 279 amino acids. NCBI's taxonomy places the organism in Eukaryota, Fungi, Ascomycota, Saccharomycetes, Saccharomycetales, Saccharomycetaceae.
AUGGAGGAGAUAUCUAGAACUUCUUCGGUAAAAAGGAUAUAUACCACAAACGAAGAUGAUAUUUCAAAUGUGGAUGAAGAGUUAGAUUAUGAAGAUGAGGAGUUUAACGAAGAUGAAUUCAAUGAUGAAGUGGGCUACUUAGAUAUUCCAAGAACUUUACCAAAGACAGAUAUUUUUGCAGAACAACACUUAGGCUUAUUGAGGAGCCAGAUUCCCCGAACUCAAAGUUUAAGCUCGUCUUACCCCAAAGGGUCUCCAUUUCGAAAUUUGAGUUCGACAUCUGGUCGUACAGGUAGUCUUUAUACCGAUAUGGAAUAUUCAAAUUUUGAAGGUCUAUUUGAUGCAAAACUGACUCGAACAAUCAGUAGUAAUGGACAAAUCAAGAGGAUGAACACUAGAAAUAGCUAUAGACACCGAAAUACAUUGAAUACGAGUAAAUUGGAAACUAGACCUAAUAUAGAUGGCCAGGAUAAACUAUGUUUAGAACUACGGGGACUUGAGGAGGUAAAACGAAGCGCUAAUGAAACGUCAAUUUAUGACGGAUUUCCCGAAGGUUUUGAAGAUAAAUUGUUUCAUCUUCGACAGACACAUAGCAAAUUGAUUCAAAUAUUGAGAGAUCGUAAUGUAAGGCUAGAAGAAGAGAAAAGGCGUUUGAUCACCGCUAACACCAUAACACAUGUAAUAAGUACCCACACUGCAUCAUCAACUAUGGAUGAGUCCGUGAAUACCAGCACUGCGAUAAAAGCCCUGAGUAAACCUAAUAGGGUGGAGAUGAAUACCAUUACAGACGAAUAUAAAUAUGCUAUGGAAUUGGCAAAAACACUCAAGGAUUUGGAAUGA